CCUCUCCCUCCGAGUUGAGCUGAUUUACUGGUCGAACUCGUUAAGCCCUAACCCUAGUCCCCGGCUGUGGUCUGAGUGAAAAGGCUUUAAGUGAUGGGUGAAGAAGACGAUUCCAUCGAGCAAGCGGUCGCCGCCCGGCGGGAGAGGCUGAGAGCCCUCAAAGCUGCUCAGGAGCUCCUCACCGCUCCCGAAGACGAUUCUGCACCUCAAGGUGACGAAAAACCUGACCGCGACAACGAGGAAGAUGCCGGCGAAGAAGAAGAUAAUCUGAGCAUGAAGUUUCGAAACUAUGUUCCUCAUGAUAAGCAGCUCCAAGAGGGGAAGGUCGCACCACCAGUGCUACCAAAAUUCGAAGACCCUCUUGCGGCAGAACCUCCAGCAUUAGAGACGAAGGAUCCAUUUGUAAAUAUUGCUCCCAAGAAGCCUAACUGGGACCUGAGGAGAGAUGUCCAGAAGAAGCUUGAUAAGCUCGAGAGACGCACCCAGAAGGCAAUGUAUAAGAUUAUGGAGGAACAGGAGAGACAGAAGCAGAUGGCUGAAGAAGACAGCGUCAAUGGAAUGCAAGAAUAGCCACCCUUGGUCUAGUCAAGACUAUCCAAGUUCUGACACCAAUUAGGUUACGAUUCGUAAGGAGUUGCCCAAUGAUUUUGAUGCAUAUUCACCGUUGGCAAAAGUGGUUGUCAGAUAGCCUUUAUGCUAACUAAUGCGACUGCUGCUGUAGUGUGCUUUGCCAAGUAGCUGAGUUUUGGGAGUACUGGAAAAUUGUUAGAGGUUUACAGUCACUGUGCUUGGUAUCGAUAUUUUUAUCAGCAGUGCACUAAGGAUGUGGUAAAAUCCGACUCGAAUUUUCCGUCAUAGUACAUUGAAAUAUUUGUGUCCAAUCCUAGUUGUAAUUAAUUUCCUGAAAGUAAUGGGAAGAAAGAACAUUAUUAAUUCCCCUGGAAAA
This is a messenger RNA of Punica granatum (pomegranate), 946 nucleotides long. Lineage: Eukaryota; Viridiplantae; Streptophyta; Magnoliopsida; Myrtales; Lythraceae. The record is from RefSeq and is a predicted model, not a curated record.